AUGGCGCCUCGGCGCACGUGUCUUGCGGCAGUGCACCUUGUUCGCGCCCUCCUCUCCCCAACUCCGCGCCCGCUGCUGCGCCCGCAGGAGCCCGCCGCGGCGCCAACCUACCGCUCAGCCGGCGUCGCGUCCGCGACGAGCUCGUUCGGCGCGCUCGCCCUCGACACGGCUCCGCCGCAAACCGUGCCGCCGAGCCGCACGCCGGUGGCUGUCCCGAGCGGACCGCCGCCGAUGACGGAGGAAGAGCGCGCCGCGUACCUCCGCCUCUUUGGGGGGGCGGCCCGCGGAACGCGAACGCUGAGCCGCCGCGCCGCAGGGCCGGUCUUUGCUAAGGCAAAAAUGGCGGAGGGAGAAGUCGACGCAAUCUGGGUAUACGCUGCGGCCGCCACACAUAGCGCCUUAUCACCAAAUCACGCGCUCCCGCCGGCGGCCGGUCCGCCCAAGAUGCAGGGUCACGGCGACAUCAUGUCGAUGUACGCGCAGAACGCUCCGCCGCCGCCCCCAGCCCACGCGUUGCUCGGCGUCCCCGGAGGAGGAGUGUCGGGCGGCUACGGCGGCGGCGGCUACGGCGGCGGCGGCUACGGCGGCGGCGGCUACGGCGGCGGCGGCUACGGCGGCGGCGGCCAGGGCGGCGGCUACGGCGGUGGCUACGGCGGCGGUCACGGCGCGCCAACGGUGGGCGGCUUCGCCCAGCCAAGCGGCGGGGCGCCCUCCCUGCAGCCCGAACCGGCGCCCGUCCUGCAGCCCGAGCCGGCGCCGGCGUCAAAGCAGGACAUCCUGGCGCUGUUUGGCUAAAGAGAGAGGGGGGGGCUUUCCCCGGCGCGCUUUUUCGCGGAGGGGCGCUGGUUCGCUCUGCGGCGCGCCGGCGUGAAGGGAGCCAGGAGGGAGCUGGGAGGGCGGGCUGGCGGCGCUGCUGUGUGCGCUAGGUGCCUCGCUGUCCUCUCUCAGUGUCUAUCUUCGAGUCUGCGAGGGCGUGGUGGCCGGCGUGUGGGUGGGCGCGGAGGCUCCGGUGUGUGUGUGUGUGUGUGUGUGUG
This is a messenger RNA of Emiliania huxleyi CCMP1516, 1034 nucleotides long. RefSeq lists its product as hypothetical. NCBI's taxonomy places the organism in Eukaryota, Haptophyta, Isochrysidales, Noelaerhabdaceae. The coding region runs from base 1 to 795 and encodes 264 amino acids. The transcript is spliced from 3 exons. The record is from RefSeq and is a predicted model, not a curated record.